AUGCCAACAUUGCGUGAGUGCGACAUCAGUGAAUGCCCCCUGCUCUCCCGUCGCAACACCAGAGGGAUUCCUGCAAGGAGAGAGGAGGGAGAGGAGGGGGAGGGGGAGGAGGAAGAGGAGGGAGGGGACGCAGAAGAGGAAGAGGGGGAGGAGGGAGGCGAUGUGGCUGGGGAAAGGGAAGAGGCGGAUGGGGAGGCACCAGAGGACGAGGAGAGUGGGGGUGAAGAUAAUGAUAUUGAGCAUGAGUAUGCCAUGGACAGUGACUAUGAGAUGGGCUGUGGCAGAGGCUGGGGUUGGGGUGGAUUGGGAGAAGAGAGAGGGGGAGGAGGUGGAGGAGGAGGGGGAGGGAGGGGAUUCGGAAGGGGAAGAAGGGGGGGGAUGGGAUUCGGAAGUGGAAGAAAGGGGGGGAUGGGAUUCGGAAGGGGAAGAAAGGGGGGGAUGGGAUUCGGAAGGGGAAGGGGGGAAUGGGAUUCGGAAGUGGAAGAAAGGGGGGGAUGGGAUUCGGAAGGGGAAGAAAGGGGGGAAUGGGAUUCGGAAGGGGAAGAAAGGGAGGGAGGGGAUGCGGACGAGGAAGAGGGUGAGAAAGGGGAUCAGCAGGAGUGGGAGGGGAUGCGGAAGAGGGGGAGGGGGAGGGAGACGAUGUGGUGGUGGAAAGAGGAGGAGGCAUCGGAGGAAGAGGAGGAGAGUGGUAGGGAGGACGAUGACAUUGAGCAUCCGUAUGGCUUUAACACUGACAAUGGCAUGGACGACGAGGGAGGAUGGGAUGCGAUUUGCGUCUACUAG
Messenger RNA from Closterium sp. Naga37s-1, 783 nucleotides. The record is from the annotation of a GenBank genome assembly. NCBI's taxonomy places the organism in Eukaryota, Viridiplantae, Streptophyta, Zygnematophyceae, Desmidiales, Closteriaceae.